AUGAGGUUCCGCGAUUAUGCCAGUACUGUCAAUAACCAUCUGGAACAGGGCCUUCUGCCGGAAAGCCAAUGCGGCUUCCGUCGUCAUCGUGGGACCACGGAUAUGAUCUUCGCCGCCCGUCAACUUCAGGAGAAGUGUCAGGAGAUGCGGACCCACCUGUACUCUACCUUCGUGGACCUGACGAAAGCCUUCGACACGGUGAAUCGUGAAGGACUGUGGAAGAUCAUGCAGAAAUUCGGCUGUCCGGAGCGAUUCACUCAGAUGGUGCGUCAGCUGCACGACGGUAUGAUGGCGCGAGUCACGGACAACGGAGCUGUCCCAGAGGCAUUCACAGUGACCAAUGGAGUGAAGCAGGGCUGCGUACUGGCGCCUACCCUCUUCAGUCUUAUGUUCUCUGCCAUGCUGAUGGACGCCUACCGCGACGAACGCCCCGGGAUCCGCAUCGCCUACAGGACGGAUGGUCACCUCCUGAAUCAACGGCGGAUGCACUUCAAAUCGCGCGUAUCCACAACCACCGUGCACGAACUCCUCUUCGCCGACGACUGCGCCCUGAACACCACCUCGGAAGAGGAGAUGCAACGGAGCAUGGACCUGUUCUCCGCCGCCUGCGAGAACUUCGGUCUGGUCAUUAACACGCAGAAGACGGUGGUGAUGCACCAACCGCCACCCAACUCAGCCACAGCCCCCAACGCGUCGCCGCAAAUCAGCGUGAAUGGGACCCAACUGCAAGUGGUGGAGAACUUCCCGUACCUGGGCAGUACUCUCUCCCGCAACACCAAGCUCGAUGACGAAGUCGCCAACAGGAUCUCGAAAGCCAGUCAAGCCUUCAGUCGCCUCCAAAGCACAGUUUGGAAUCGUCAUGGUCUCCAACUGAGCACGAAGCUGAAGAUGUACAAGGCCGUCAUCCUGCCGACACUACAGUAUGGGGCGGAGACUUGGACGGUGUACGCAAAGCAGGUACGCCGUCUGAACCACUUCCACCUCAGUUGUCUUCGUCGCAUACUGCGGCUGAACUGGCAGGAUCGAAUCCCGACAUUGAUGUGCUGGAACGGACGGGAAUCCUCAGCAUCUACGCCAUACUGAGACAAAUGCAGCUGCGCUGGAGCGGCCACCUGGUGCGCAUGGACGACGAGCGACUACCCAAACGACUCUUCUACGGAGACGUCGCGACGGGUUCUCGCCGUCAAGGAGGCCAGAUUCGCCGUUACAAGGAUACCCUGAAGUCCUCCCUGAAAUGCCUGCAAAUCAACCCCACCAACUGGGAGGAGCUCGCACUCGAUCGACCGACCUGGAGGAGGACAGUGAAGACAGGCGCUGUGAUCUACGAAGCCAACCGCAUCGCUGCCGCCAAAGCGAAACGUGAAGCCCGCAAAUCACAACUUCGCCCAGUAAGCAACGCCGCCGCACAACCGCUUCUAACGUGUCCUCGAUGUCAACGGACAUUCCGGGCUCGAAUCGGACCUUUUGGAAAUCUUCGGAUUAACUGCGCCUCUCGAACGGCACCAACCAUCGUCCCCCCGCCUGCCUCUUCCUCCUCCUCCUCUCCGCCGCCAACUAACUCUGACAAUUCUUCUGACCCACCACUUCCAUCAUCCUCCUCCUCCUCCUCCUCCUCCUCCUCCUCGCCCACUGCUCCAACGGCGGCCGCUCAGGCGACUGUCCCACGCACAGCAACCGACACUACCACCACCUCCCCCGACUCCAGGGAUGAGGAUCAGGACUACACCUGCCCUCACUGCGACCGUACCUUCACCUCACACAUCGGCCUGGUCGGUCACUUGCGAAUCCAUCGCACAGAGACUGGCGAACCAGUGCCUGGAGCACCCACCUAUACCCACCAAGCUCGUCUCAACUGCCCACACUGUCCUCGCACUUUCAGGCAUCGCAUGAGCCUAUUCGGCCACAUGCGCAUCCACGACGACCUGCGGUAG
Molecule: messenger RNA, 1931 nt
Organism: Spirometra erinaceieuropaei
Lineage: Eukaryota; Metazoa; Platyhelminthes; Cestoda; Diphyllobothriidea; Diphyllobothriidae
Source: the annotation of a GenBank genome assembly